Protopterus annectens (West African lungfish) is the source of this 1191-nucleotide messenger RNA. Its product is annotated as aldo-keto reductase family 1 member B1-like. The coding region runs from base 58 to 1008 and encodes 316 amino acids. Gene Ontology annotation, molecular function: aldose reductase (NADPH) activity. Gene Ontology annotation, cellular component: cytosol. NCBI's taxonomy places the organism in Eukaryota, Metazoa, Chordata, Ceratodontiformes, Protopteridae. The record is from RefSeq and is a predicted model, not a curated record. The transcript is spliced from 10 exons.
GUGAGUUUGCAUCUGGAAAGUUUUGUGCUCGUCAGUCUGUUGUACUUGCUUGGUGAUAUGGCUACUUACUUGGUACUCAAUACCGGAGCCAAGAUGCCUAUUUUGGGGCUUGGCACGUGGAAGUCUCCUAAAAAUAAAGUCAAAGAAGCUGUGAAGAAGGCCAUUGAUGUUGGGUAUCGCCAUAUUGAUUGUGCCUAUGUCUACGAAAAUGAGAAUGAAGUCGGAGAAGCAGUAGAUGAGAAAAUCAAAGAGGGAGUUGUAAAGCGUGAGGACCUUUUCAUUGUCAGUAAGUUGUGGUGUACCUUUUUAGAGAAGCCCUUGGUUAGAAAGGCGUGCCAGCUGUCAUUGUCUGCACUGAAACUAGAUUACCUGGAUCUCUACCUCAUUCACUGGCCAGCGGGAUUGAAGGCUGGUGAUAAAGAUUUACCUUUGGAUGAAAGGGGACUGGCAAUUCCAAGUGAUGCUGAUUAUGUCGACACAUGGGAGGCCAUGGAAGAAUUGGUGGAUGCGGGCAUGGUAAAAGCCAUAGGAAUCUCUAACUUCAACCAUGAACAAAUAGAGAGGAUCUUGAACAAACCAGGACUGAAAUACAAACCAGCCAAUAAUCAGAUUGAAUGUCAUCCAUAUCUGACCCAGGAAAAGCUAAUUGAGUACUGCCACUCAAAAGACAUUUCUGUGACAGCAUAUAGUCCCCUCGGCUCAGUAGAUAGGCCAUGGGCAAAACCAGAUGAGCCUUCACUUCUGGACGACCCCAGAGUUAAAGUCAUUGCAGAAAAGCGCAAAAAAACUCCUGCUCAGGUUUUGCUCCGCUUUCCUACGCAAAGACAUCUUGCUGUAAUACCAAAGUCUGUUACUCCUGCACGCAUUGAAGAGAACUUUAAGGUGUUUGAUUUUGAACUAACUAAAGAAGAAAUUGAUACUAUUUUGAGCCUUAACAUGAACUGGCGAGCCUGUCCAAAUCAAUGGAGUGGUGAAUACAAGCACUACCCUUUCAAUAUUGAAUUUUGAAGAAUCUGCCACGUUACUGAACUGUCCUUAUCAGCAGUGAAAACUACAAAAACAGUUUCUGUACUGACGUUACUUGGGAUUACGCUUUCCUUAAAUUUGCUUUUGUCACUGUGAAUGAGAAGCACUUAAUUAAUGAAAAAGUUGCAAAGCUAGUUAUGAUUCAACUUGCACACGUCCCAUCUU